Molecule: messenger RNA, 204 nt
Organism: Ilex paraguariensis (yerba mate)
Lineage: Eukaryota; Viridiplantae; Streptophyta; Magnoliopsida; Aquifoliales; Aquifoliaceae
Source: the annotation of a GenBank genome assembly
AUGUGCUACGGCCGGCGAGGCUUCGAUGGCGCCGCCAAGAAUGGUUUAGCUGCCGGUGAGAAGAUGGGAGAGGAGGAAAUCGCAGGUAUACGGCGCCAACUAGAAGACGAAACGGUGGGUUUGGUGGAACUGGCAAUGAAGUAUGGGAGCGACGGUGCUACGGUGGUGGACACUGGCGGCCGAAAUGAUGGAUGCCAGUCAUGA